This is a messenger RNA of Tetranychus urticae (two-spotted spider mite), 854 nucleotides long. RefSeq lists its product as uncharacterized. Lineage: Eukaryota; Metazoa; Arthropoda; Arachnida; Trombidiformes; Tetranychidae. The record is from RefSeq and is a predicted model, not a curated record.
AGGAAAAAGUUUUCACUGCAAUGUUUGUAAAGGUUUGACAAGAAAAAAACAAAUAAAAAACUAUUCAUUCAUUUGAAGGUGCUAAUUAGUUUCGACCAAACUGUUCGCCAAAGUGCAAUGGAUUAUCCAAUCAACUGUUGAACACUUGAAAGACAUCAACAAUAAAAUCGUGAAUAGUUUGAUGAGACCAAAUUCAGAUUCAAGUUUUACACUUCAAAUCAUCUAAACUUAUUUACUCAACAAAUAUGUUUAUCGUGGAAAGUGAUGUUCAGUCAAUGAGCUGAUACCAAUUCCAAUUGGAAAAUGGAUAUUGUUCAUCUUCAAUCUUAACCAUGGCUUUUAUCACUCCUAUAAAUUCAUACACUCUAAUCUUUACAGUUUUAAUGCUCAUUCAAGUUUUCGAGACUGUUUUAAUAACAGAAUUCAAAGUGCCCGAAGUUGUCAACCAUGGUUCUGAUGUUGAACUUUUGUGUAAAUAUGACCUGCAAGAGGAUGAAGUUUUGUACACAAUAAAAUGGUACAAAGAAGAGACUGAGUUUUACCGUUAUGAACCAAGAGAAUGGCGACAAGUUUCAUACUUUAAAGUACCUGGAAUAAACAUUGACAAGGAACGAUCAAAUUAUACUCGAAUUAUCCUUCUCAAGGUAAACAAUGAAACUAGCGGAAACUUUGUCUGUGAAGUUUCAGUUGAUAUAACAUUUACCACUGCAAUGAGAGAGCAAUUGAUGUUCAUCAAAAGUAGUUCAUUAGGACAAUUGUUUCACUGGCCUCUACUCAUGGUUAUAUUAACAUUGAUCAAUCUAAUUAUACAAAAUUGUUACCAAUUAACUUUUAAUUAAAAAAGAAUAAAAAGA